AAAGAAGAAAACUGGACAGAGGAUAAACGGAAAGAACAUAAUGCAUAUACUAAAAGCUUGGCCACGAUAGUAGCAUCCGGAGCAAGGGAACAACGGCCUAUGGCUCUUUCUGCUUUGAAUACCUUUACAAUGUUCCCAAGUUAUUCAACAUCAACGGCAACUUAUCAAUCUGAACAGUUCGUUAUUGACCUAUCUCAUUACCACAUCACAACAACUUAUCAAUUUGAACAGUUUGUUACCGACCUAUCGUGCUUGAUACGAAUUCAAGAGGCAAAUACUGACGAGGUAAAGGACUUCUGGAGAGGCGUUGAAAGAGAUAGAAAUUCCAAGGAAUAUGAAACUGUUCUCGAAAAUUUAGAUAUGGCAUUCACCGUGGAGCGUACAUUGGAACAUAACUAUUAUAUAAGUGAAGUGGGACAACGGCGCAGACAGGUUAUGAAACGCACUUCCGAAAAUUACCAAGAGAAAGAAAAUAAAAGCAAUUAUUCUUUGAGAAAAAAACAGCGUAUAAAUUAUAAUGAGGAAGAAAUGUUCAGGAGGCAAUGCCAAGACAGAGAAACUUCGCCAUCGCCAUUCCGACCUGCAGGCAACCUCCCUCUUCCAUUUGAUAACAGCCAUGAAUCUGACGAUUCGGAUACUGGCAUCGAAUCUAACUGCCCGGCAAUAAUUAAUGAUGUUGUAGGACUGCAAUUGGGACCUUUACCUCGAAAAGAGUCCAGAUGGCUAGUAAAUGAUAUUGAUGUUUCUCAGAAGUGGCAUUUUUUUAAGGAGAAAUCAUUGGAAUUGGCGAAUAGAGAGGGCCUUUUUGUAGAAAGCCACACACAACAGAUAUUGUCCUUAUCGCACAUUCUGUUGUUGAAGCCCAAACAACAUUGUCCGUUAAUGGUGGAAGUCUUUGGUGAUGAAAUAUUGAAAAUGAUGCACAAAGAUAUCAUACAGAGACUUACCAAGCAAAUGGAGUUUGACGAUGAAAUAUUGAUAAAACUUGUUCGCAUUGUCAAGCGCCUACAACGGGAGGAGAUCACCAGAGACAAUGCAGUUUCGGAACUGCAAAUUCUUGCAGUUGGUCGUUCUUAUGGAGAAUGUGCAAUUUUGAAGGCCAUAAGAAACAUCAUCGAAAGAGUACCAAGAGCCACAUUAAAAAGCCCCAUUGGAGAAGUGGAGCUGUGCACCACUUACAUUGAUCCAAUUCUCAGCCCACUUUUUAUGGAUCCUGAUCGCGGUAUAUUCCUACGAUGGUCAAAUAAAGAGGCAGUAGAAUCCAAGGCUAGAAAGCCAAUAGGCAGGGCCAAACAAUCUGAUGCUAUCAUCAAUGAAAUCGAUCAACUGUCUUGGAACUUGAGCAAAGGACAUGGUGAAGCAAAAGUUCAAGAAGAGGGGAACAACCUUUACCUCCUUUGUACUGACCUCAUCCGGGUAGCUGUGUUUAACAAAGAUGCGAUCGACUUUUAUAACAUGAAUUGUAUGCUCGGAUUUCAGGUUGUUGGGCAACAUAUCACAUUCUAUCUCACCACUCUUUUGUGUGACGCCUUAUAUAUUAUGGUGGAAGUUGGCCAUGUUGAUGUGCCUAUGUCACUUGAACAGGUUCCUGCCUUCCUCACUAGCCUUGAUACGCUUCUCAUCAUAUCCAAUGCGUUUUGGGCCAACUGUAUUGUGUCUACUGAAAAAAAAGAUCCAAGUGGGCGCAACACUCUUGCAACACCAAGCUUUAAAGCAAUAAUUUCAAAGAACCGGGAUCGACAUCGACCUU
Funneliformis mosseae is the source of this 1750-nucleotide messenger RNA. Lineage: Eukaryota; Fungi; Glomeromycota; Glomeromycetes; Glomerales; Glomeraceae. The record is from the annotation of a GenBank genome assembly.